AUGCUUAACCUACUGCAGAGCUUCCUCUCGGAGCGCACCUUCCAGGUGUCUAUAGGAGGACACAUGUCCGGAGAAUAUCCGCUGGAGAACGGAGUACAACAGGGUACGGUUCUUUCCAUGAGGCUGUUCCUCGUUGCGAUGCAGCCUAUUUUUCGAGUUCUUCCGGUGGGCGUCGAAAUCCUUGUGUACGCAGCCGACAUCCUCCUCGUGGUACAGGGCCAAAAGGACAAGGCUUAUACCGAAAACUGCAAACUGCGGUUAAAGCUGUGGAUAAGUGGGCGAAGAGCCCCCAACGCGCGUCGAGAACCAGAGAAGCAGAUCACCAUUGAUCGAACUGCCAUUCCGAAAACCAACCGUCUGCGAAUCCUGGGCGUCACCCUUGACCGAACAUUAACCUUCAAGCCGCACUGUACAGCGGUGAAGAAAGCAUGCGACUCCCGGUUACGGAUUCUCCAGAUGAUCGGAACAAAACUGCCGCGCGGCAAUCGUUCAAAGUUACUGCAGGUCGGCUCGGCGCUAGUCACUUCGAAGCUGACGUACGGAGUAGGACUAGUGAGAAGAGGAGGGCCAGACACACUGCAGACACUCGCUCCUGUAUACAAUAAAAUGGUUCGUUACGCUUCCGGAGCGUUCGUGACCAGCCCGAUCAUCUCGGUCAUGGCCGAAGCUGGAACGCUUCCAUUCGAACUACUGGCAGUUCAAAUCAUCGCUAGGAUGGCCAUCCGGAUUUUAUCUAAAAACAGUAACAACAGCACUCUACCGUUAAUCCGACGAGCGUCGGACCGGGUACACGAUCUUACGAGAACAGCGUUUCCCGCUAUCGGCCAACUAGUGAGGCAGAGCGACCGUGUGUGGCACGCACGAAAACCGUCGAUUGUGUGGGAUGUGAAGAGAAGUGUGAGAGCUGGCGAUCCGCUGGAUAGAGUCCGACCAGUUGUUCAACAGCUGCUUUCGACCCGGUUCCAUAGGUCGUCAGUAGUCUACACCGACGGCUCGAAAUGUGAAGAUACUAUUGGAGCCGCAUUUUACUCGACCGGCCUCGCAGGAAUAUUCAGCCUUCCAGAGGCAUGCAGCAUUUUCUCUGCGGAGGCGUAUGCCUUGAAGAAAGCGGUAUCAAUCCCCAACGUCGGUAGUGAGAUCGUGGUUCUCACGGACUCGGCCAGUUGCCUGUUGGCACUAGAGUCCGGGAAAUCAAAACACCCAUGGAUCCAGGAAGUCGAAGAGAAGGUCCGCAACAAACGUGUUCGAUUCUGUUGGAUCCCUGGACAUGCCGGCGUGAAUGGAAAUACCGAGGCUGAUCGAUUAGCGAACGAGGCGAGGAGACAACCGGCCAUAGAUAUGCCCAUUCCGGGUGAAGACGCGUUAAGAGCGGUAAAGCAGGCAAUUCGACUCCGAUGGGAUCACCAGUGGCACGAAACAAGGGACUCGAAACUGAGGGAAGUGAAGUACGACACAAAAAGACCGAGGUAG
Armigeres subalbatus is the source of this 1470-nucleotide messenger RNA. RefSeq lists its product as uncharacterized. Bases 1 to 1470 code for a protein of 489 amino acids. Lineage: Eukaryota; Metazoa; Arthropoda; Insecta; Diptera; Culicidae. Gene Ontology annotation, molecular function: RNA-DNA hybrid ribonuclease activity; nucleic acid binding. The record is from RefSeq and is a predicted model, not a curated record. The transcript is spliced from 2 exons.